AUCUUGAUAAUUGUUCUAUACAUUGUCUUAUAACUUCAUUAGGUAGUGCAGAGAUAAAAGAGACUGAGGAAGAGGUAGAAGCAGCACAGUUAAUCACAUAUUGGGCAUGUAUGAGUAUGAGGAUAUGGAGAAGGAGUAGUUGGUAUUUCAUUAAGAGGUUUUUGUUGAGGGAUUGGAGAUUUUGGAAUAGUUUGGGUUGUAUUAUUGAGUUGUUAGAUAAGUUUUUUGGUUUGGUGACUUGA
This is a messenger RNA of Dentiscutata erythropus, 242 nucleotides long. The record is from the annotation of a GenBank genome assembly. NCBI's taxonomy places the organism in Eukaryota, Fungi, Glomeromycota, Glomeromycetes, Diversisporales, Gigasporaceae.